AUGGAUAUUCGAAAGUGGCUAGACGAGAUAGUCCAACAGGAAACACAGCGCGAGCCGGUUAGACAUCAACAGCCUGUAGAGCCCACUAAACGGAAACGUCGAUGCAAAUCAGAUAGCUCAAUCCUAGAUCCCCGUCCGCCUGCAUCUCCUCCGCACGAGUCAGUGGAUGAUAGUGCAGGCGAGGCCUUCCGGGCGAUGUGCAGUGAUGGCUCUAGCAGCAGCCAGUAUGCGCGCAAACCUCGAAGAAAAACGCGCCCUGAGCGAUAUGAGCCAGCCCCCCAUGCACGUCGCAACCCCAAGGACGAAUCAAAGACGUGGAGGCGCAAGCCUCGACGUAAGAAGGGCGAGAAGCUACCUGCUGUCAUCCGGACCCUCGAGGCCAAAAAUGUGUCCAGAGAUCGGCUGACUUUGAAGCCGCGAGAGCAGCUAGGACUCUUCAACAAGGGACGGACGUCUACCGCUUUCAAGGGUCGCGGGUUGCCCGAUCUAGUCUUCUCUGAGAUGAAGUUCUUGCAGAAAGAAAGGGACGAACCAGACGUUAUGGCACGUCCUAACCUGGCCAAAAAGAAGCGGAAAAAAGGCCAGAAACAAACGAAGGAGGGGGAGAUUUCCGCUUUCUUUACCUCAAUGCGCCCGGUGUCGGUUGAAAAGGACAACAACAGGCACCCAGAACAUGCUGCUUUAAGGAACGAGCGGUGUCGCCGUGAUCAACCCCCUGUAUAUGAGACUGCUACAUCCACUGUUGUGGUAGCGCGCCCAACGUCUUACCUGGGCUUCGGAAGUAGAGGCUCUCAACAUGACAGUACUAGCUACGUAUCUUGGCCAGAGUCGAUUCGAACGCCUAGCACGAAACCAGCGCAGCCCUGCAGCCUUCCCGCCCGUCACAGUCCGCAUAAUGUAGAUUCCUAUAGUGAAUCUGACACUAUCAAAAGAAAAGAGCAUGAUGCCUUCAGGCUACCGACUCAUCCACUAGCAGCGACAAAACGAAGAACCGAUAGCAUGCCGACAGCUCGCUUCAAGAUGCCUUCGUCCGCUCCAUUACAAGAUAGGGCUUCAAGGUCGCAGUCCUUACCUCAACGCAGCUCGUCUCUACGGAGGCACAAUCUUGUCCAACAAUCUGCGAGGCUACAAGAGGCCGACACUGCUGGCUCACCACCAUCAAUGCCACCCCUUGCGUCUGGACCUGUCAUAGACGUCUGCUAUGCUCGAAUACGUAGCAACUCGAAAGGCACCGAGUCAGGUCUUGCCCCAGCCUCAGCACCCGUUCUUGCUGUGCAUCGAAACCACAACCAGCCUAAGGAUGAUAGCGUCGUUGAAAAGAAUCGAAUACCGACGUCUUCAGAUUUAGGGCUCGCUCUGCAACAAUGCAAUGAUGCGUUAUAUCGAAGGCGUCAUGCUGCUGAGCCGCGUAUGAGACCUACCGAAGAAAUCCACCGAGUGAACCCAAGGUCGGACCUCCGACAAGACUCAAUAGAGUUCUGCAGUGCGACUCAGCAGGCUCCUACUGUACGCUUCGUGGAUCGGAUCUACCAUGAAUCGACACUACCAAACUUUGCUGGCCCAAGCAUUUAUGAGCAACAAGCACUACACCAGCAGCUUCCUCUGCACUUGGGAGCCAACGAAGGUUAUCUGGAAACGCCAUAUACCGACCAAGACUAUCUGGAGCAGAAUGAUCCAAUAGGGUACGAUGACCAUGUUUGGGAAGGGCUGCCGGAAGAGCCAACGUCGCAUAGUUUUGAGAGCGGUGUGGAUACCUACGGGAGUCGUGAAGGUCGCGUCGAAAUGAUGGAAAACCCUGUUCAGGAUUUGAGACAAGUCAACGACACCGUGGCUCCUGGGUUUUGGCGGCCGAAUAAGCUGUACUGA
Messenger RNA from Alternaria burnsii, 1866 nucleotides. RefSeq lists its product as uncharacterized. NCBI's taxonomy places the organism in Eukaryota, Fungi, Ascomycota, Dothideomycetes, Pleosporales, Pleosporaceae. The record is from RefSeq and is a predicted model, not a curated record. The transcript has 3 exons. Bases 1 to 1866 code for a protein of 621 amino acids.